Molecule: messenger RNA, 1725 nt
Organism: Linderina pennispora
Lineage: Eukaryota; Fungi; Kickxellomycota; Kickxellomycetes; Kickxellales; Kickxellaceae
Product: MFS general substrate transporter
Exons: 3
Coding region: 252-1670 (472 amino acids)
Biological process (GO): transmembrane transport
Cellular component (GO): membrane
Molecular function (GO): transmembrane transporter activity
Source: RefSeq, a predicted model, not a curated record
UUUCACAUCUCUUCCCUCCCCCUUGUUCCUGUCAGCUCGCCUACACCCAAGUUAAGAGGAGCAGGCAGUGUACAGUCUGUGGCAAAUUCGACUAUAAAGCGACACAGGAAUCCCUGCUGCUUCUGCUGUCAUCUUCUCUCAGCACAUCUCUUUCACUUUCUAUCACCCACAGCAACACUCUUACAUAUUUAGUCAGCCAGAUAUUUGGCAGGAGCUAGUUUAAUUUCCCCGCAGAGCCACCAACUACCACUAUGCCACCUGCCUCGACAACCGCGCCUGGCAAGUUUUCCAGCGAAUCGCCGUCAGUGGCCUCGGCCGAGAAGGUCACGUAUGAGAUCGAAAAGCAAACUGUUGACGAGAGCAGCCCUAGGCUCAAGUGGGCCUUUAGAAAGGUCGACAUGACCUUGCUCUUCAUCAUCUUCCUCAGCAACCUGCUCAAUUCAAUGGAUCGUGGGAACCUGGGACUAUCCAAGGUUGUUGGGCUCGAAAAGGACACGGGAAUGUCUGGCUCCGACUUCAAUAUCGUUGCCAGCAUCAUGUACCCGACCUACCUGCUGUUCAUGCUUCCGAGCAACCUGGCUCUGCGCAAAUUUGGUGCGCGUUUCUGGCUCUCGUUCAUCACGGUGCUGUGGGGUAUCGUCAACAUGUGCAUGGCUUUUGCAAAGAACAAGACGGACCUGAUUCUGUGCCGACUGUUCCUGGGUGCCGCCGAAAGCGGUGCAACACCCUGCAUGGUCACUUCGCGCAUCGGUCUGUUUUACUCGGCAUUCGCGGCUGGGUCCGUUGUUGGCGGCCCUAUCGCAACCGGCAUUGGCAAAAUCACAAACCCCCGCUUCAAACCUUGGGAGUGGAUCUUCUUCAUCGAGGGCCUGAUUACUGCCGGGUUCGGCCUGGUCAUGUACAUCUGGAUUCUGAAGUCGGAUGAGAAGGAAAUCAUCAACCAACGGAUGGCGCAGGACCAAAUCGAGGGCGGCAAGAAGCCAGUCAACCGCAGGCGUCUGCUCGACCACGCACGCGAUCCCCUUAUUUACUCACAGGCGCUUAUCCUCUUUUGCGCCAACUUUGGCAUCAACACCAUCCUUACUUUUGCUGCCAUUAUCGUCAAGGAGAUGGGCUACAGUGCUGGCGCGUCACAGGCUAUGCAGGCAGCACCGGGGAUCUGUGGGUUUGUCAGCAUCAUGAUUGCUCGCUUUUACCCCAGGUGGUUUGGCUCGCAUUUCUGGAGCUCAAUCUUUUGCUCGGUUUGGCUCAUUGCCGCAUCUGCUAUCCUUCUAGGGGUCACCAACAACAUUGCCCGGAUCAUUGCCCUUUGUAUGCUAUCGUUUGGCUGUUUUGGCAGCCUCAGCAUUGGGCCCGGAUGGCUGAUGAGUAACGUUGGUGGGCCGACCCGUGCUGCCUUUUCGGGAGCCAUCAAUGUCAUGUUUGGUGGUUUGGGUGGCCUUUGCACCGCCUACAUUUACCGCAACAAGGAUGCUCCGCGGUACAUGUUUGGCCACGGCAUGAACAUGUUUGCUGCCUGCCUGAUGGUGAUCGUCACCUGCACGUCGCACUUCCUACUCAUUCGUCGUAACAAGAAGAAGGAGACACAUCCGAUCGAUAUCUCUGGGAUGUCGCAGGACGAAAUCGACUUUCUGGAAAACGACCAUCCAGACUUCCGCUAUGUUGACUAACAGCUGAGUAAUUUGUAUUAACUUUAUCCAAGAAAUGAUAAUGAAUGGUGUGAAA